This is a messenger RNA of Acanthosepion pharaonis, 1164 nucleotides long. NCBI's taxonomy places the organism in Eukaryota, Metazoa, Mollusca, Cephalopoda, Sepiida, Sepiidae. The record is from the annotation of a GenBank genome assembly.
AUGUCUACUGAACUUGCAGGAAAGAAUGAUAAAAUCCGUCGCUGGAAGACUUGCUUAUCCGUGAUUGUUGAUGACAGAAACAGGAUGGCGCAUGUAACGUUUGAGCAUGCGCCACCAGAAUAUGGUUUUGUUGACUACAUUGUCUCGUUAAAUGAUGCUGUUAAGAAAAGGAACAUUCUUCGAAUACAAACAAACACAACUUCAGCCAAUUUUACGGAUCUCAAAAAUGGAGACUAUACUAUCGUUGUAUAUCCAAUAAAUGACAAUAACUGUUAUCCCUUCUGCUCAAGACGAAAGUCUGAUAUAUUUAGCAUUGAAAGAAAUACCAACAACUUACUGAACCUAACAGUCUGUGGCAAUGAGACACGAACUAAAACCCUGAUCAAUCGGCCAUUAGAAGCAACCGCCACACCAAACAUCUGGAAAUUUUAUUUACUUUUUCUCUCGUUAAUUUUUGUGAUCAUUGCAUUUAUCGUCUAUAGACGGAAACGGCGACACAUCACUGCAGAUAACCUCAGCAGUUUAAAGAACAACACAACGACUUCCACUGGCAAAGUAAAAGUAUUCGUCAUAUACGCUGAAGAUCACCCGUUUCACACGGAAGCGUGUCAGUCAUUCGUUCAUUAUCUCAACGAACACUGUUUCUGUGACGUACUCAACACCUACCCAGAAUACGACUCUGUCCCUGUUCCCGACAUGGAGAAACACUCUGACUUUGUGCUUGUUAUAAACUCCCAGACUCUCUACUGCGAAUUCCGUGCGUGGAAAUUCCGAGAAACCUACCCAGAUAUGAAGAGUUACUUUUGUCACGAGCUAUUCGAGAAAAUUCUCCAGAAUGUCAAAGAGUCACCUUCAUCCGGCACUUGUGAGUAUCUCAUGUGCGCAAUGGAUUACACGGACGACAAAUACAUUCCCCUUGAAUUUGGUAGGUGCGAACCUUUCAAAAUAAUCGACGAUAUGACAGAUCUGGUGUGCUACAUACAGAAGUUAGACCUCAGCUCCAUAAAGGGAAGAGAUAUUCCACGCGUUUCAGAGCACAUCUAUACAUCCCCUGAUGGAAACGCCUUACUCUCCGCAAUAGAAGACGCAAGGUACUUUGAAAAGACACACCCUAACUGGUUUCAAGAGGAAAACAUUUCUGUAUCUGUAACGGGGUGUUUAUAA